Plasmopara halstedii is the source of this 1056-nucleotide messenger RNA. Its product is annotated as sbds family rrna metabolism protein. NCBI's taxonomy places the organism in Eukaryota, Oomycota, Peronosporomycetes, Peronosporales, Peronosporaceae. The transcript has 2 exons. Bases 1 to 1056 code for a protein of 351 amino acids. The record is from RefSeq and is a predicted model, not a curated record. Gene Ontology annotation, biological process: cytosolic ribosome assembly; ribosome biogenesis.
AUGAGUGGCGGUCGCAUUAGCCAGCCCGUGGGCAAGAUUGUGCACACGAAUGUAGCUGUAGUACGUAUGCGCAAAGGCGGAAAGCGAUUUGAGAUUGCAUGCUAUAAGAAUAAAGUAUUUAAUUGGCGUAACGGCGUGGAGAAAGAUAUCGAUGAGGUGCUGCAAAUUGCGAAGGUCUACGAGAAUGUACCUAAGGGUAAGUUUGCCAAGAAAACUGAUUGGUCCGCAGCUUUCGGUGUGCAAAAUGAAGAGCAGGCAUGUCGUUACAUUCUCGACCAUGGAAAUCUUCAGGUUUCUGAGGGAGAGCGCAAAGCGCUUGUCGAAAAUAUGUACCGUGAUAUUGCAACAAUUGUGGCCGAUAAGUGCGUUAAUCCGAAGUCUAAUCGUCCGUACCCAUAUACAGUGAUCGAGCGCGUGAUGAAGGAAAUUCACUAUGCUGUCAUUCCAAAUCGAAGUGCCAAGCAACAGGCGCUUGAACUUAUUAAAAAGCUACCGGAUUAUAUUCCAAUUGCGCGUGCCAAGAUGAAAAUUCAGGUGACGACGCCGGCGUCAGGUGCACAGACGAUCAAGACAGGGUUGCUGGAGGAAGGUGCUGAGAUUCUGGAGCAGACUGGUCAAGAAAUUGUCAACGUGAUCGCGCUUAUCACUCCAAAAUCGUAUCGUAUUGUCAAUAGGCUCGUUAACGAACACACUGUUGGUCAAGGUUUAUUGGAAGUGAUUGAUUUGAAGGAUCAUAAAGAGGGCGAGCACACAAUCGAUGAUGAAAUCUCACAGAAGUCGGAGCAUCUUGGACUGACAAGUGCUUCUAGUUUUACUGCUGCGACCGUACUGGCACCACUCGCUGCUGUCAGUAGUCAGGUAAAAAAGACACGCCCUUGUAGCACGUGUGGCGGCGACUUUAGUGGAGAUUUGAACAAAUACCGUGAUCAUUUUCGUUCUGAAUGGCACCGUUACAAUCUCAAGCUCAAAUCGAAGAAGCAGCCAGUGAUAAAUGAGAAAGAGUUUAGCAAGCUUGAUACCGAAAAGAUCGAGACGAUUCUCUCAUCUAUGAGCUAA